This is a messenger RNA of Mollisia scopiformis, 1572 nucleotides long. RefSeq names its product kinase-like protein. Bases 238 to 1443 code for a protein of 401 amino acids. Gene Ontology annotation, biological process: intracellular signal transduction; protein phosphorylation. Gene Ontology annotation, molecular function: ATP binding; protein serine/threonine kinase activity. The record is from RefSeq and is a predicted model, not a curated record. The transcript has 4 exons. Lineage: Eukaryota; Fungi; Ascomycota; Leotiomycetes; Helotiales; Mollisiaceae.
CUGAAUGCUAACUUCUAAUUAUAAGAGGUGCCAAGGCCUCAUGACAGGGAAGCUGCUCGUGGUCCGACGACUCAAGUCCCAAACAAGAUUUCUCCGGCUCUCGCGGCCAAGGGUGGCAAUGUCACGAAAGGAAAUCAUAAGAGGAAAUGGGAAAAUCUUCCGGAAGACGCUACAGCUAUACUGAUAGAGUACUUCAAGAGCCAUUUUACAAAUCCUUGUCCCACAGAACGCGAGGAGAUGGAGUUGAUGCGGCUGACGGGUUUGCAGAAGUCGCAAAUAGCCGAAUGGUUCACCACCGCACGUAAAGAGAAAUCCGAGCGCAUGCACCGCACAAUGAUGGCUGCUCAAUCGCAGAUAGCAAAACAAGCACAGACCGUCGCUGCUCACGCUCUACAUAGCACCCAGGCACAGACGCCAUACAGAUCUCCUUACGGACACCCUCGGAACGAACAACAACAGCUAAUUCCCAGACAUCCUCUGCCGACGCCACCUGUUAUCGAUCAAGCUCAACACCAGAAAGAACAAGAAGCCCUUUUUAAGGCUUUUGCAAUCAAACAUCAAUUCAAAAAUCUCGACUACUACAAACUAUCUUUCGAAGAGAUUGAAUCCGGAUCUGACGCUAAGAACUAUAGCAGAGAGGCCCCAACCAGUAGCUUGUUCGAAACAUUCGAUGAGCUGCUGGUUGUCAAACCAGCAUCAGGAUGCGUGGUCAAAAACCGUACAAAGCACAACAAGGGUAAACCGUUAACUUCCCAACAAAGAUCGCAACAUUUGUUAGAAGUCGAUAUUCUUUUCGACCUCAGAGCGCACCCAAAUGUAGUCUCUCUGUUUAGGGUUAUCGAGUCUGCUAGUACUUGGAACAUCGUUUUGGAGUAUUUCCCUGACGGUGAUCUAUGGACGGCUAUCCGGGACAGAGGGUUGGGGACCAGGGAGGAAAUCAGAAACACAUUCAGUCAGAUUCUCAAGGGUGUGGAAUUCUGUCAUGGCCGUGGAAUCUAUCAUCGAGACCUCAAGCCAGAGAAUAUAGUAAUGAGAGGCUCGCAGGUCGCACUUUCAAACUUCAGCACUGCUACCCGUGAGCAGAUCUCGCUCAAAGGAUGUGGGACGAUGCCCUUCAUGAGCCCUGAAUGCUACGCCUCAUACAACAACGACACGGAAACUCCAAUGCCGUACAAGUUGGCUCCCAGCGAUAUAUGGUCCCUUGGCGUUUUGCUCAUUACCUUGACGACAGGUCGAAGGCCUUGGACAAUCCCCACUGUGCAGGAUCAGGAAUACGAGGGAUUCUGGGAAUCUCGCGAAUUCCGAGACUGUGUACAUGCAUCCGGUGUGUCAAGAGAGAUUCUCACGGAGAAAAUACUUAACCAUGAUCCACAAGCACGAUCGAAUGCCACUCAACUAAAGAAGGACAUUGCAGAGACAUACUCCCGUUUUGAAGCCAUCUGAGUUUCGGAACAGGUAGUCUUCACAGAAGCAAGUUGCAUUGAAGUGAUUCCUGCUAGAGAUUAGGUAGAUCGGGUGAGUUAUUCACAGGAGGCGUGAAAUUUGGGAAGUGCGAAUUGGGCUACGACUGAU